AUGUACACCACCGUUGCAGCCAACACUCGCGCUCUCAACUCAGGCAUGGCCUACUGGACUGAAGCCAACACUAUUCCGGCUGGACCGCAAAACGUUCCUCCAUCGCCUCAACAGCAGACACGCCCACCCAAGAAGAGUAGAUUCGCUCGACUCCGUAACUUCUUGCGUCUUGACGCCAACACUAAUGAUCAUGGUCGUUCUUGUAGGUGUAUCAGAUGUCUGCAGGUUCGUGGUCAACUUACUAUCCAAGUCAUUCAAGAGCCUCGACCUUCUUUUAGUCCAGCUACACCUCGUCGUGCUCCAACUCCUCCGAGACGUAGAAAUUCAAGUCCGCAGAUUUCGAGAACUAGCCCGCCACUCGAGAGACCUGUUGCCAAACGUAUUCAGACUGGAGUCAACAACAAGCCUCUUCCUUACAUACCCUCUCUGACCCCUCAGCCUCCCGGCGCUUCCGGUUAUAUCCCACCUCAGCCUGUGCGUGGUCCGAUUCGCAGAAAGCCUCUGCCUCCUGGUGCUUCUGUAUUCAUUCCCAAUCAGCCACCUAAACAGCCUUUUGAACCCUCUGAUCCUGUCUCACCCAUCUCACCUUCAGCUCAGAACGCUUGCUUUGAUAGCGUACCGAUAAGCCCUGUUUCUCCGGCAAUCUCCAUGACUGCUUCAGAGCCCGACUUUGAUCAGACCAGAAUUAAUCGCAUGAGCACUUAUUCGUACCUUGAUGGUAAUACUGACCUGUCUGCUUUUGCGACCACCCCAUACGCCGAGACCUUUGCCAUCAGAAGUGCGACUCCUAUCUCCUUUCGAAAGGCUAAACCUGUCGAGGUCUGGGCUCCUGUGAGAUCUGCCACCCCCUUUCGCCCACGCAUUGAACGUCCCAAGCUGACUUUACAACUUAGAUCGGUUUCUGUCAAUCGCCCCGAGAUUCUUCGUAGUCCUAGUAUUAAUCCCAUGGGCUGUGUCGCUGGUUCGCAAGAGAACUCGCCGAGUAGUGCUUCAACUGAUGGUGCUUCAGACACCUCGACUGACAAUGGUUCGCUAGGUACCCACGCUAGAAUUCUCAAAAAGGUUCUGGUCGAGUCUUUGGAAGGUAGGUCUCUGAUCAGAGAUUCAUUCGUUCCCAAGUAA
Molecule: messenger RNA, 1122 nt
Organism: Aureobasidium musti
Lineage: Eukaryota; Fungi; Ascomycota; Dothideomycetes; Dothideales; Saccotheciaceae
Source: the annotation of a GenBank genome assembly